UUUUGUUUACGUUUUGGUUUUGGUUGGGCCCGGAGCGCGGUCCGUUUGAAAGUUGCAGUUCAAGUUGAAACCAAAGUUGAAACAAUGAAAUAAUAUCUGCAUUCUUCCGGCGCUUAUUCCAUGAUAGUUAUAAUUCUGUAUGUAAAAUAUACCUCAAGCAUGCCGACCUGUACGGUCAUAAAGUAAUGUGACUAGACGUUUAUACUUGUGCUGUGCAUACUGAAGCAAAGCAGUAUUGGUAUAUCAUACAAGUGUUUGGUGUCGCUUAUCUAAGAACAACUGAACCGGAACGAAAAAUAGCUCUGAUCAAUUGAGCAAUCAUGUCUGCAAGAGUCGGUUGGCUCGUCCAGGAGCUAGAAGAGGAGAAUUCAGCGCUUCAGCUUGAACUGAAAUCCACUCAGGAUGAGCGUGACCAGCUGCAGCAGGAGGUGGAGGAGCAGCGCCGCCUCCUCCAGAGCUGCGUGGAGGAGGUGUUCUCGCUGAAGGAGGAGCUGUCGCAGCUGAUGGGCUCGCUGGGCCCGCCGGCGGCCGCCGAGCGGCAGCAGCAGCUCUGCCAGCGGCUGGCGCGCCACGUCUCCGAGAUCGAGCGCGAGGUGGCCGAGAAGGGCGCGCGCGCCGACGAGUGGCGCGCCGAGCGCGAGCGGCGCGCGUCGGCGCUGGCCGAUCUGCAGCAGCAGCUGGAGCUGCAGCGCCAGGAGGGCUGCCGGCUCAGCGCCGAGCUGCAGCUCGCGCACAGCGCCGCCGAGAAACAGGCCGCGGAAAAUCAAAGCAAAAUCGCGGAGCUCGAAGAAACUAUCGAUUGCAUCACCAAGCAAAAGGCCACGGUUGAAGAAAACCACGCAAAGGAAGUUGAGGCCCUGAAGAAAAGCAUAAAAGAUGCUGAGGAAUCCGUUCGCACGGCGUGCAGCAGCCAGGAGCAGCUGCUGGCCGCGCGCCGCGAGCAGGACCGGCUGUCCCGGCAGCUGGCCUCGGUACGCACCCGGCUGGCGGAGCGCGACUCGCGGCUGGCGGAGAGCACCCGGCAGCUGGCCGAGCGCACCAGCCAGCUGGCCGACGCCGUCCGCUCCGUGGAGGUCAAGGCCGCUCAGGUGGUCGGCCUCAAAUCGGCGUUGCACGAUAGCAAGUCACGGACUACACAGCUGCAAAAGGAACUGACAGAAAAAUCCAAACAAGUGGAAACGCAGGCGGCGUCCAUAGCCCGAAAGGACGAGGUUAUCAAGCGCCAGAAAGUGAAGCUGGAGAGCGUGGCCAGGGACCUGAACAAGCUGAAGUCGGUGUUCUCCGACACCGACCUGCCCGGCAUCUGCGAGUGUAACGAGGCUGCCAUUGGCGGCAGUCUGCGGGACCUGCGUGCCCUGAGGGGCGGCCGGCCGCUACCAGCAUGUCCGGCCAAACAGCUGCGCUCCACCAUCGCCCAGCUGAAGAAACAACUGGAAACGGCGCAAGCUCGUGUCGCCGAGCUGGAGACGAGUCUGGACGACAUCCGCCAGAAGCUGCCGCAGAUGUCAGCCGAGGCGGACCGCGCCUACAUGGAGCUCCAGACGAAGCUGCAGGAGCAGCAGGCGGCGACGGCUGCCGCGCAGACGCAGCAGCGCGAGCAGCAGCGGCGCAACCAGCAGCUGGUGCUGAAGCUGGCGGCUGAGACGCGCCGGCUGAAGGACAGCGAGCAGCUGGCGCAGCGGCUACGGCUAGAGAACAGGUCACUGGUGACGGACCGAGUCCAGUGGGAGCGCACCUCCACCAAGCUGCAGGCGGCGCUGCACGAGACGGUGCAGCUGACGGCGCGGCUGCAGGCGGCCCGCGCUGAGCUCGAGGCCGAGCGCCGCCUCACCGGCCAGAUGAGGCAGAGGCUAGACCAGGCGGACGCCCACAUGAAGUCGCAGCUGAAGGCGGUGAUGGAGGAGCUGCACCAACUGCGUCGCUCGGCCGACACCCUGCCCGCCCCGCAGGUCGACUGGCCGCGCAAAUACGAGGAGCUCCUCGACAGAUGCCAAGAGUGGCAGGAGGAAUGCCUGGCGCGCCAGAAGGACUGCAUCACCAUGGAGCAGCGGCUCGGCAUGCUGGCCAAACAGGACAAGGCGCCGCAGGAGAAACUGCCGGAGCCGGCGGCGCUGAGCGGCGGUGGCGGCGCGCCGGCGGCAGACGCGGCGCAGCUGGCGCGCCUGGAGCGGCAGCUGCAGACCCUGCUGGCCGCCGUGACCCGAGUGGCCACGGCGCCGCCGGGUCAGCCAGCGCGCGCCCGCUCCGUGCCUGAGAUACCGGUGCCGAGCCCGCGGGGCUCCGAGCGGCGCUGGAGCGGUCCGGCCGACACCAGCUCCGGAACGAUCGGCACCGCCGACGGGUUCUCUCGAGGCGUCGAGCUCCGUCCCCUCACGCCUAUCCGAGACACCUCCCAGUCCUCUCUGGACGCGGACGGCUGUUUCCGCUCGUCGUUCGUGGCCGAGGAGCGCGGCGGUCAGGGGGCGCCCCUGUCGGCCGUCCAGACGGCGCUGGGGACGGCUCGUUCGGACGGCACCUCCGGCUCGGUGGUGGUGCCCGAGCUGGCGCCGCUGCUGCAGCGCGUCACGGAGAUCAUCUCGGAGGUGGAGAGGCAGAGGGACCAGCUGGCCACCCAGGGUCACCUGCUGGAGGAGUACCGCGGUCGGGCCGAGGGACACCGGGUGGUCGAGAGACGCACCGCGGCGGCCACACAGCAGACGUCCUCGCGGUCGGACCCCGCCCGGGCAGAGGGGACAGAGGAGGAGGAGGAGGAGGAGGAGGAGGAGCCGUGCAGGGACGGUGAGCAGAGCCGCGUCAGCCGUCGGACCGCCGAGGCCGGCGGAGACGACGGCCGGCCGCAGCGGGCCAACGCCGCGCAGGACGCCCAGACCCAGUCCUCCGGCUCAGCCGGCGCCGGCGGCGGCGGCAGCCUGCCCCUGCCGGCGCCGCCUGGGCAGCCGCUGCCGCCACGCCGGCACCGCUCCAACUCACGGAGGCGCGACAACGAGCGUCAGGAGCGUCUGGCGCACUUCCGCGCCCUGCAGCAGCUGCUCGACAAGAUGACGGUGACCUCCGACAGCGGGACGCCCGUCAGCCGCCCGCUGACCGAGCCGGACAUCCCGGACCUGAGCGAGCUGCGCGCUCAAUGGCGGCACCUGGAGACCAUGGUCCGGGACGAGACCGAGUCGGCCCGCACUCGCAGCGACGUGGUGCUGCGGCUCUCCGGCAUCUCUGAGCCGAGCCAGUGACGUCAGAGACCAGUGACGUCACAACAGCAGGGACCGCGGCCCGGUGAGCCAAACGACAAAUCCGGCUGGUCACAGCUACCGGAUCGAAUGCAUAUCGUGACUAAAAUUACUGAAUUGAAUUCCCAGUCGCGGGACUUAACGGCGGUAGCAGCUUGUGCAAGCUAUUUGAGAGAGGAGAUAUGAUGAUCAGAUUGUUCUUUGUUAAAGAAAAAUACCCUCGGUGUUUUGCGUCGCGUUGCAAACCACCCGUAUCCGCUUAGGUAUCCGAAUCUGCAAGUAAUGAGUCCUGCGGUUUUAACGGACAGGUGAAGUCCCCCGUCUCUGACGGCAAUCCAGCAGGUGUAUUGUGACUAGUGACGCGAUCAGUCUCCUCUGAGCGGCCGCCGGGACAGUCGGUGUCCUAUCCGGAAAUGGCGAGCUCUGCGCGGCAGCGGGCGCGUGGUCGGUCGGCUGAAUAAAUUAGCGGCGAGCG
Amphibalanus amphitrite is the source of this 3699-nucleotide messenger RNA. Its product is annotated as cingulin-like. The record is from RefSeq and is a predicted model, not a curated record. Bases 321 to 3227 code for a protein of 968 amino acids. NCBI's taxonomy places the organism in Eukaryota, Metazoa, Arthropoda, Thecostraca, Balanomorpha, Balanidae. The transcript is spliced from 18 exons.